This is a messenger RNA of Closterium sp. Naga37s-1, 2010 nucleotides long. Lineage: Eukaryota; Viridiplantae; Streptophyta; Zygnematophyceae; Desmidiales; Closteriaceae. The record is from the annotation of a GenBank genome assembly.
AUGGGCUGUCCUCCCUCCCCGGGCUCCCUUUCUUCCCCCUCUCCAUCGUCCUCCGCUCCCCCUGCUUCCUCCCCCUCCCCUUCCGCCUCCUUCUCCGCCUCCCCCUCCGCGCCCCCCUCCGCCUUCCCCCGCUUCCUCACCUACGAGUGGUACCACGGCUGUGGCGGCCUGGGGGACACACUCCUGGGCCUCGCCUCGACAUUUGUCGUCGCGCUAUUGGACGGCCGCGCACUGCUCAUCCGCCACCGCUGCCUGCCCUUCGCCUUCGAGCCGAACCUUAUCGACUGGAGAUUCCCAUCCACGUCGGCAUCUGGUGGCGGCGACAACCAACCAGGAUCAGCGAGCUUUGGUUCGGACGACCCUGAAUCCGCCAAACCUGGAUCGACCAGCCCUGGUUCGGCCGAACCUGGAUUUGCCGACCCUGGAUCAGCUGGCUUCCUCGGAGCAGGAGCGGAAAUACAUGUUGGCAAUGACACAGGGGCAGAUGGACCCGCUGAUGAAAUUCUGCUCGAACCUGCCCGGAAAAUCUCGACAGAGUCGGUGAUUGCGGGCAGCCCGGAAACAAAGGAGAUGGGCGUGGAUGACGUGCCGAUGCUGGACAUCCGAGACACGCAGUUCGGGAGCGUGCAGGAGACCUUCACGCCCUACAGCAAAUUCCGCAACGUCAGGCUGUCGUGGAAUCGGGGCGUGCUGACUCAGAUGCUGACGGAGGAGCAGAGCGAGUGGGCGGCACGGCUCCGCACCACCGGGUUGCGUCCACCGUACGCUCUCGGCUGUAUCCUGCGCUUCCUACUCAAACCUAAUGCAGAGGUUCGGCAGCUUCUGAGUGGCCUGGAGAGGGAGGUGCAUGCACCUGGUGUGGUGACAAUUGGAGUUCACAUCAGAUUCACUGAUGGGACAGUGUGGGAAGGGGAGGGCGAAGAUGCUCCCAAGCAGCUGGGCGAGGCUGAGGUCGAGAGGCUCAUGCAGGUGGCCCGCCCGCUGCUGAGCUGCACUCAGGCAGUGGAGGACUGGUGGUUCCCCCCUCCCCUGGAAGUGCGCUGGCUCAUUAUCACAAACUCGAUGGAUUUUAAGAUUGCCAUGCAUCAACAGUAUCAAAAUAAGGUUGUUACAACCCCAUUCACUCCCCGCCAUUCUAAUAAGCUGAGUGACAAUGCCAUUAGCACAAAUGCCACCUCAAAGCUGGUAGCAGACUCACCAAUGAGCGCGAGCCACUUCAGCAGCAUCCAUGCCGACCUGGCAGCGUGCCUCUCGUCCCUGCCGACCGACAACCUACCUGCUGAUGCAAGAGAGCAGCUCGCGCCCAUUCAGCAGCACAUACAAACGGCCAGCUUCACAGAGCUGCUAUCGCCACAGGAUGAGGAGGGCUCAAUCGAAGAGGGUUCCAAGGAGGAGGGUGUAGACGAGGAGAGUUUUAAGGAGGAGGGCUUACAGGAGGUGGAGAAGGAAGAGGGGGGAGAGCUGGAUAAGGAGGAGGAAGGCGGGACUACUGAGUCAAAGCCUGCAACUGCUGUGAAAAUGAAAGAAUCACGCGGCGAGGCAGAAAGCAUCAAGGAUGCUGCGAUGGCGGCUCUAUUAGGGUUUGUAGAGGACACGUUCUGGGUGAAGGGAAACGCCCUUAGCAUGCGCGGAGGGAGAAGCUGGCAGGCUUUUGAGUCGACUCAAGAGGACACGUUCUGGGUGAAGGGAAACGCCCUUAGCAUGCGCGGAGGGAGAAGCUGGCUGGGUGGGACAGAGAAGGGCGAGAGUGUAGGAGGAAGGGAGAAGAAAGAACGAAAGGAAGGGGAAAAGGAGGAGGAGGUGGGAGAGAAGGGAAAGGAGGAGGGGGGCGACAGCGGGAAGGGUUCGCCUGCAGAGUAUGCAGCAGGGAGGUUGGCGAUGCUGCUGGGGAUGGACUCGUUGGGGUCGUUUGAGGAGGAGAGGCAGGCUCUGGCUCUGGAGGCACGGCGGGCGGAGGAGGCAGGGGACGAGCAGCGGGCGAGCAUGGUGGCGCAGGUGAGAUGUGGCUAG